GAUUGGUUGAAAUGGGAUGAAUUGAGCCAGUGGGCAGGAAUGUGACAGCCAUUUUAUUAUCAUACAACCGAUUUUAUGCAGUAAAACUAAUUUUAAUUGUAACGUAACCAUGGGGCAGUGUGGGAUUACUUCUUCUAAAACCGUCUUGGUUUUUCUGAACCUCAUAUUCUGGGCUGCAGCCGGAAUUCUGUGUUACAUAGGCGCAUAUGUGUUCAUCACCUAUGAUGACUACGAUCACUUCUUUCAAGAUGUAUACACAUUAAUCCCAGCUGUAACAAUAAUAGCAGUGGGGACUUUACUGUUCAUAAUUGGCUUUAUUGGUUGCUGUGCCACAAUACGAGAAAGUUCCUGUGGACUAGCAACUUUUGCUGCUAUACUCCUGCUGGUGUUUGUCACAGAGGUCGUUGUGGUGGUACUUGGGUACAUAUACAGGGCAAAGGUGGAGGAUGAAGUCAAUCAUUCCAUUAAGAAGGUGUAUGAUGAGUACAAUGGCACUAACACUGAUGCUCCUAGUCGUGCCAUUGACUAUGUUCAGAGACAGCUUCACUGCUGUGGAAUUCAUAACUAUGCUGAUUGGAGGAACACCACCUGGUUCAAGGAGUCCAAAAACAACAGUGUUCCCGUCAGCUGCUGUAAACCCAACAUCAGUAACUGUACUGGGACUCUGACACAUCCAGGAGACCUCUACCAAGAGGGUUGUGAGGCUCUUGUUGUGAAGAAAUUGAAGGAAAUAAUGAUGUAUGUCAUUUGGGCUGCCCUGACUUUUGCAGCAAUACAGAUGAUGGGGAUGCUGUGUGCCUGCGUGGUACUGUGCAGGAGGAGUCAUGACCCAGCUUAUGAGCUGCUCGUCACAACUAACACCUAUGCUUGAAGAGGACCCUUAUUCUGCAAUUUAUCCAUAAUAAUAAGAAAGCCCCACCGGACACAUUCAUAUUAGUUUCAACUGUUGUCAGCUCAAGAACACCUUGCACAAUUCAUGAUCAUAGAGUACACUGGUGAUGGGGAAAGGGCAAAGGUCACUAAGCUAUCUAUUUAUUUAUUGAUGAGCAUAUUAUUACUGUUCUUACAUUUACAUUUAGUCAUUUAGCAGACGCUCUUAUCCAGAGCGACUUA
Osmerus eperlanus (European smelt) is the source of this 1113-nucleotide messenger RNA. RefSeq names its product tetraspanin 3b (gene tspan3b). Gene Ontology annotation, cellular component: plasma membrane. The transcript is spliced from 7 exons. Bases 110 to 871 code for a protein of 253 amino acids. Lineage: Eukaryota; Metazoa; Chordata; Actinopteri; Osmeriformes; Osmeridae. The record is from RefSeq and is a predicted model, not a curated record.